Colletotrichum paranaense is the source of this 1470-nucleotide messenger RNA. RefSeq names its product arrestin. NCBI's taxonomy places the organism in Eukaryota, Fungi, Ascomycota, Sordariomycetes, Glomerellales, Glomerellaceae. The record is from RefSeq and is a predicted model, not a curated record. Bases 1 to 1470 code for a protein of 489 amino acids. The transcript has a single exon.
AUGACAGCCAACCAAGCUGGCUCCAAUCACCGAUCCAAGCCGUCAGCUUCAGCUUUCAGGUCCAGUGCUUCUGCCGCACUGUCAGGCGGAAUAUUCAAUGAGAAGGGAACCAUGCGAGCAAUCGGAAAUAAAAUGAUGUCGAUGACAAAACUGAUCGGCAUGCCAACGAGAAGUGACGUAGAAGUUCAUGUCGACCAUCAUUACACGUCGAAGAUAUACUCCGCAGGAUCCCAGGUUUCCGGCACCGUCAAAGUAAACACGCAACAGGAUACAGCUUUCGGGUUCGUCGAGAUUAAUCUCCUGGGAAAAGCCAUUGUUCGACGGGAAGAUGUCCACGUCAUGACCGAAACGAUACAGACACUCUUAAAGCUGUACAUGCCUGUACCCGAAUCGGCUUACCCUUCAACGAGGUUAUUCAGACGUGGAAACACUUACUCAAUACCCUUCAGCUUCAUCAUUCCGCAUCAACUCACCAGCAAUGUAUGCCAAUACGAAGUCCAAACAGAAGCAGUCCGGCACCAUCAUCUCCGCCUGCCGUCUUCAUUGACCGGAUUUGAGAAGGAUGAUUUAGCAACAAGUAUGGCAAAGAUACAAUACAGUGUGAGGGCCAGGGUUUUCAAUAUCGACGAUGGUAGUACCGUACAACUACCGGCACCGAUUCUUGAGUCUGAGCAUCCGAUUAGCAUCCUCGCGCCAUCCCCGGAAGAUCCGCCCCUAAUCCUCGACAAGCACGACCUUCAUUACGUUCUCGAGAGUACCAAGCCUGUCAGAAAGAACAUAUUCUCUGUACCUACAGGUCAGAUCACGGCCAAGACAUCCCAACCCCAAGCUAUCCGGUUGAGCUCUGAUGGACACGCGGCAUCCAGUUCGUCAGCCUACAUCGACAUUGCUUUCUGGCCCACGGCGCCAGAUAUGCUGCCGCCGCAGGUCAAGAUCAAGUCUACGAGUAUAUUGGCGCAAAACUGGGCUUCUACGCGACCGGCACAAAGCUUUCCCAACGUUGGCGUAACUCGAGAGCCAACAAUACUGUCUACCCCUACUAUCGUCAACGCCACAAACAUAACACCGUGGAUUCAACAUGUUCACAUUCUCGAGGAUGGGGAAUCAGGAAGAACUAAGGGAGGUAAUCGAGGAUCGAGAGACAUCACGGUGAUACGCAACAGCAGCACCCAGGAUGACGGUGUACCAAUUACAUAUACGUGUUCGACGCAAGUCGAUUUCGGACUGCCAACCUCAAGCCACGUUUUCCCGCCUACAUUCCACUCCUGCUUGAUUUCGCGGACGUAUACUCUUGAGAUCAAGGUCACGGCGGGGGGAGCUGAGCUUCCCCUGUUGGUGCCUGUCCAGAUAUUCAAGGAACAAGAAAGUGGACGCUCUCAGGCGUCCACAGAGUCGGAGUUGCCUAGCUGGGAUAAUUUUGGAGGCGAAGCUGUCUACGCACGUUUGAGGGAGCAUCGCCGAGCGCUGUGA